UUGGAGAUGGAGCGGGAGGGACCAACAUGGUACCUGCCUACCGCGUGGUAUAUAGAUAACCAAGUCGGGAGCGGGUUAUCACCAUUCACCUCUCGCCUUCCCAGGAACUUUGGUGGAACACUCAGCUCCGUUGUGUCAGACAAGCACUUGCCGCUGCUGCCCAUUCCCGCUAGCUCGAUAUCCAAGAAGACUUCAAUAUGGUCAUGUACAAGCCAGGUCAGACUGUCCGCUACAAGCCCGUGGGAGGGCCUGACUCGCACACCUCGGAGAGUGUGGGCAAAGUGAAGGACGUUUUGACCGAGCCCGGUCACCAAGCCGGCCGCAAUGUCAAUGCCAGCCCAGAGAACCCGAGAUAUGAGAUCCAGAACUUGAACACUGGCAAGUCGACCACCAUUUACGAGGCCAACAUCCUGGGACCCGCGCAAUAGAGGGUUAUACCUCUAGAACACUACAAUUGUUUCUUGCGUCUUCACUUUGAAGGAGGCUUCCCCUACAAGGUUGAGGCAGUGCAUACUGACCAGCCUCAACACCGGCCCGCAAAUUCGAACCGGACGAGUCGGGAUGGAAGAUCUACGCCUAAUGUUCCACCUUUUCCAGCAAUUUCUCCUGUUCGGUAGAUGUAUGAACUUGUGUUGAGUACCUGCUCGAUCAUUUACUUGUGGCACAAGGCCCAUUCCUUGGCAACUUCCAUAUCUAGGUACAUAAUCUAAUUACUGCUG
Neurospora crassa OR74A is the source of this 719-nucleotide messenger RNA. RefSeq lists its product as hypothetical. The record is from RefSeq and is a predicted model, not a curated record. The transcript has 3 exons. Bases 198 to 428 code for a protein of 76 amino acids. NCBI's taxonomy places the organism in Eukaryota, Fungi, Ascomycota, Sordariomycetes, Sordariales, Sordariaceae.